UUGGUCUCUCAAUUCUCGUAUUGCAAAUGGGAAGCUUAUUAUGAUAAAAUGAUGCCCCUUUUUGGGUGCUGGUGAAUUAUGGUUGCGAGGUUAUCAACUAAGGUAUUGAACAUUUGCAUAGCAUCAAUGUGCAAAGCCAAGCAAGUAGUGAAAGCUGAAGCUGUGAUAAUCAACGGCGUAAGAUUGGGCGUGCUCCCUGAUGUGGUCACAUACAACACUCUAAUAGAUGCGUAUUGUCGUUUGGAUUGCGUCGACACAGGCUAUUCUGUUCUCAAUCGAAUGAAUGAGGCAGAGAUACCCCCUGAUAUUAUUUCUUACAAUUCUUUAAUCUCUGGGGCUGCCAAGAAAUGCUUGUUGUCGAGUGCCUUGGACCUAUUCGACGAAAUACUUCGAGCAGGUAUACACCCUGAUGCUUGGAGCUAUAACAUUUUGAUUAAUUGUUUGUUCAAGCUUGGGAAACCAGAUGAGGCGAAUCGUAUUUUUUUGGAGAUGGCGCUUAGUGAGCUGCAUCCUUGUUCGGCUACAUAUAACAUCAUGAUUAAUGGGCUGUGUAAGAAUGGAUAUGUUAACAAUGCUAUUAUGUUGUUCAGGAACUUGCAACGGCACAGAUUCAUUCCUGAGGUGUUGACAUACAACACACUUAUUAAUGGACUAAGCAAGGCUCGACGAACGGGGACAGCUAGGAGGAUUCUUAGGGAGUUUAAGGAAGCAGGUUAUGAACCUAACUGUAUUACCUACACAACGGUUAUGAAGUGUUGCUUCCAGUGUAGGCAGUUUGACGAAGCGUUAGAGACCUUGCAUGAGAUGAGGAGUAAAGGGUACACUUUCGAUGGAUAUGCAUACUGCACAGUGAUUGCUGCACUGAUAAAGAUCGGGCGGAUUGAAGAGGCAGAUGAAAUCGUCAUGCUGAUGCAGCAUAGUGGUAUUCAACCAGAUUUAGUGUCUUAUAAUACAUUGAUAAAUCUUUACUGCAGACAAGGAAGAUUAGAUGAUGCCAUGAAGUUACUUGGCAAGAUAGAGAAAGAAGGUCUGGAAUGCGAUCAAUAUACACACACUAUUAUAAUUAAUGGAUUGUGCAAGGCAGGCAACUUUUUAGGUGCAAAACAGCAUUUGAUUUAUAUGAACUCACUGGGGUUUGGUUACAAUUUGGUUGCGCAUAACUGUAUUCUUCAUGGAUUGGGUAAAGCAGGUCAUAUUGAUCAUGCAAUGAAAUGGUUCGAAUCGAUGGAAGUUAAAGACUCUUUCACGUAUACCAUCAUAGUGCACAACCUUUGUAGGGCUAGAAGGUUCCUUUGUGCCUCCAAGAUCAUGGUUUUGUGUCUAAAUUCUGGGUUUCGGAUCUUAAGGGCUACUCAGAGAGCUGUUAUUGAUGGUCUUUGUAGUAUAGGAUAUACAAAUAAAGUCAGGAAACUCAAGCUUAAACUACGAGUGAUUCGACUAUUACAUGAUUAA
Arachis duranensis is the source of this 1452-nucleotide messenger RNA. Its product is annotated as putative pentatricopeptide repeat-containing protein At4g17915. The coding region runs from base 79 to 1452 and encodes 457 amino acids. The transcript has a single exon. The record is from RefSeq and is a predicted model, not a curated record. Gene Ontology annotation, molecular function: protein binding. Lineage: Eukaryota; Viridiplantae; Streptophyta; Magnoliopsida; Fabales; Fabaceae.